Molecule: messenger RNA, 4275 nt
Organism: Formica exsecta
Lineage: Eukaryota; Metazoa; Arthropoda; Insecta; Hymenoptera; Formicidae
Gene: alpha-Catr
Product: alpha-catulin
Exons: 11
Coding region: 147-2429 (760 amino acids)
Biological process (GO): cell adhesion; Rho protein signal transduction
Molecular function (GO): actin filament binding; cadherin binding
Source: RefSeq, a predicted model, not a curated record
AGGGGGGGAACACGUCCGGUGGCCAGCAGCGACGCGGCGGGUGCGAGGGUGGCAGUCGUGCCGGGCACGCGGGCGGGGGUAGGAGGGGUGCAACGAACCCUCUCGCCUCGGCUCGAGUCUACGGAGCACGGAGUUGUGUUCGAAUCAUGGCGACACCCGACCCCGUAGACCCAGCCACCCUAGAGAUUAAGACCCGUAGCAUAGAACAGACACUACUCCCGCUAGUGAAGCAGAUUUCCACAUUAAUCUCGCAUAGAGAACGGCCGCUAUGCUCGGACCGGAGUUUGCGAGCGGUCGCCAGGGUCGGCCAGGCGGUAAAUUUGGCGGUCGAGAGAUUCGUGACCGUCGGCGAAACUAUCGCGGACGACAACCCGGAAAUCAAGCAGGAUAUGUACGAGGCUUGCAAGGAGGCGAGGGUUGCCGGUUCGGCAAUCGAGAAAUUAUGCGAAUGUGCCUUGGAGGACAGUCUGGCAGACCGAGGUUCCGUCGUGAGAGCUGCCAGAUGUCUCCUAGGCUCAGUGACGAAAGUCCUCCUCCUGGCGGACAUCGUCGUGGUCAAUCAAUUGCUCCACGCCAAGGAUAAAGUCGCCCGCAGUCUCGGACGUCUCGAGAGCGUUUCGAAUUUCACCGAAUUCGUCAAGGCGUUCAGCCAAUUCGGAGGAGAGAUGGUCGAGUUGGCGCAUUUAACGGGCGAUCGUCAGAAUGAUCUCAAAGACGAGAGGCGACGCGCGCAGAUGGCAGCGGCUCGACAAGUGCUAGAAAGGAGCACCAUGAUGCUCCUCACGUCCAGCAAGACGUGCUUAAGGCAUCCCGAAUGCCCGUCCGCGAAGGAGAACAGAGACACCGUUUUUUGCCAAAUGAGAAGAGCGAUGGAUCUGAUACAUUAUGUCGUCAAGGACGGGGUAUUGGACUGCAGUGAAUCUCAAUCCUACUCGAAUUCACAGAGUCCGCAGCAGGAAGACUGGGACAGCAGUACCGUUUGCUCGGCAUUGAAACACUUCGAGAGGCUCGUUGAAACAACAAGGAUGACCCUAUUGGGACCGGGCUGCCGCGAGACACUUACGUCGGCGUUAGAAACAGUGGUGGAGAGAACGCAGGACUUCACCGACAGCGCCUACACGAGCCACGAGCACAGAGAAAAUAUUCUCUUACUUUGCGAUCGUGCGAAACUCGAGCUCAAUACACUCCUACGGAUCGGUAAUAGCAUGAAUUACGAGGGCGGCGGGGGUUCACCGAGCUCCGAGAUGGAACAAGCGGUGAUGGGUGUGCUGCGGGCGACCAGAGAUCUCCGCCAGCAGCUCAGCGCGACGACGAUGGAACAAGCCGGUGAUCUUGGCCAAGUGACAAAAGCCGGCCAGGAGCUCGUGUCAACGAUCAGAAAUCUCGCGUUGGCCAAUGACAUCGACCGUCUGCAAGAGAGCAGCGACAGGUUCCACGAGUACAUCGAACACAUUCUCGAAGUAUGUAAGCUUCUGAGACACGUUGCGCUCUCGGAAUCGUUGCAAGUGUCGGCAAAGUUUACGGAAAUCAAUUUGAGAAUAUACGGUCCUCAAGUCGUAACGGCUGCGCAUACGCUAGCUAGGCAUCCCACAAGUAAGAUUGCCAAGGAAAAUCUCGAAGUAUUUGCUGACAUGUGGCAAUGGCUCAUGACUGACGUGACGACAGUAGCGAAAGACGUCCUGGAACUCAGUCAAAGUCGGCCAGAGAAGCAAGUUUACAUGUCCUUGCCGCGGCCAGGGAAACAUGGCACGACGAGCAAACCAUUGAAACCAGUGCGAUUGGAUAGCGAGGAGCAGGCGAAGAUAGCCAAGGCGGGUCUCGAGAUGAAACUGAUCACUUCGGAGAUGGACGCCGAGACGGAAAAAUGGCAAGAGAGCGGAAGUGCUCUGGAGGAGAACAACGACAUUGUGAAGCGGGCAAAGAACAUGUCGUCCAUGGCAUUCUCGAUGUAUCAGUUCACGCGAGGCGAAGGCGCGCUGAAGACCACCCAGGAUCUGUUCACCCAAGCUGAGUAUUUCGCCGAGGAGGCGAACAGAUUGUACAAGGUUGUGAGACAAUUCAGUUACCAGGUACCAGGUGGACCGCACAAGAAAGAUCUCCUGGAAAAUCUGGAUCGAGUGCCGACUUACGUUCAGCAAUUACAAUUCACCGUGAAGAAUCCUACCGUCGGCAAAGCCGCCACAUUUACAAAAGUCGACAAUGUUAUACAAGAAACGAAAAAUCUCAUGAAUGUGAUCUCGAAGGUGGUCACAACGUGCUUCGUCUGCGCCACAAAGUACAACCUGGAUUUCCGAGGUCUGUCGGCGCGCGGGGCCGGCGGCUCGCCGUACAGGGGCGGAGAGGGCGGGGGAGCUGACGGCGACGGUGGCGGAGUUGGCGCCGACGGCAGCAAGACGGGCUCCGUCCCCGGCAGCGACCCGUCCGUCUGACAGUUUGGGAUGGCCCGACGGGCCAAGGGGGACGCUCGCCGCACCCGGGUUUCCUUUCUGCUUUUCUAGGGAGAACCUCCUCGCCUGCCCCAUCAACGGAGCGCGUACACGUCGAUCGGAAGUCGCGGGACUGCCGCCGCCGUCACCAUUAUGUCGGCGACAAAGUCCCGCGUCAGCCGUGUGUCGAAGUACUGUAGUAUCUUAUUCGGAGGUGCCUCGCCUGGCCGGGAUAUACUCGUAGCCGCUGUCGGCGAUCUAUUGAGCGUAUUAACGGUAUUCGAAAGCUGAACGGGUGAAGAGAGUAGCGUUCCUUUGGACGCCCUGAUGAUUUGUCACGAGAAUGGAUUUCAAUCAAAAUGCCUUUGCGACCGCUAAUGUAAAGCGAUCGCGAAAGUGUUAAUUGUACGAGAAAGACGUUACUGGUCUCGAAAUGUUAAAAUUUGCUCAGCCACGCUGGCACCCUCACGUUUCGCGAUCAGGAACCGUAGGAAUUAAUCCCAGUAUUAAUUAAUGGCUCAAAAAAAUGGUAAACGUGCUUAAAAUAUUAUGCAACGGUUCGAUGUGCUUGGACAAUCGCUUGAUGAUGCAAUAUAGGAAGAUGCUUGGCAAUGUCGACGUGUACGUUUCACUAGAUCGUUUUAUCGCGCGUACUUUCUGGCUUCUAACAAUGAGAGAAACAAAUUUAUACGCCGCUGUUUGUCUCAGACGCGCGCGCGCGCGUUUUUACUCGAAAGCGGACGAGCUUGGGAGCAGUUACAUAUUUAACAUGGUCGAGUUCCGUCACGCUUGACGACCGAGGCGUGGAAAAGCGAAGAGUUAAGCCGAGCUGGCAUCACAUGGAGUCGAGUGCGAAAGUGGCGGAUGAAAAAUGUGCGCGUCUAUAUGAUUUGCGAAAUUGUUUGCUUUGAUACUCCGAUCAUCUGAUCACUUUAAUCGUAGCCAUGAAUUUGUUAGAAAUAUAGAGCAAAAGUCGCUUUUGCACGAAUAAUGAAAUUUAUUCUUAUAUUCACCUUAGCGUAACCGAAUUACGUCUUUCAGCGAUAAAGUUUCUCAAAAUGAAGAUACAAUUAAACACCUGCGGCGGCAUUACAUUUCACCGUGGCUGCUUCAAUAACAGUGUUUCACUUUCGCGUUAUCACUCUUGAUUUUAAAGCCAGAGAUUCUAGAAUAUUCUCUAAGUAAAUCACGAAAUUACAAAAUUAAAUACCAACCCAUGAUUAUAAACUGUGAACUGAGACAGCUUAUUUAAUACGUAGUACGUUUUAUUACGAUGCUAAAACGUCGGAUAUACUUCCGGUGGAUAAGGACGCGAACAUUCGGAGUCUCAUUUCAUUAUUCUCGCGAGAAGGAGGAAAAAACUUUUCCGCUGACAUAUGGCUGCGCACAAAACAAAUCGUUCUUCCAUAUCGAGAAGUUGGUGCAACGACAAUAAUUAACAAAUGUCGAUCGCAGUGCCUUUUUUUAGGUGUGAAAACUUUGUCGAAACUUUUGCCGAGAUCAACCUCGGCUUUCGUGUUACGCCAACUUCGGUGAACAGAUUCCGCACAGGAUCGCAUUACACAAGCAGUUACAAGAAGGAUAACUCGCGCAUACAUACUUAUACAUAUUAUGCAUACAUCUGCAUAAUUAUAGCUCGUGAAAUGUAAAAACGUACUAUGCGAAAAUUUAAAAAGCUCUCCGCUCGAAGGCAAGCCGAUGAAAAGCAGCGUUUGAAACUUUUGAAAAGCCACGCGCCGACGAACGGCUUUCCCCCCUUUUACGUUGUACUCAAUUCGCCGACUAAUUAGAGAAAUUUGAACGGUGGCAGUCUAAAGUUUAUACGAAUCCACCCGUGUAAGAGACACUU